This is a messenger RNA of Vitis vinifera (wine grape), 1665 nucleotides long. RefSeq lists its product as uncharacterized. The coding region runs from base 1 to 1665 and encodes 554 amino acids. The transcript has 4 exons. Lineage: Eukaryota; Viridiplantae; Streptophyta; Magnoliopsida; Vitales; Vitaceae. The record is from RefSeq and is a predicted model, not a curated record.
AUGGCGCGAACCAGAGGAGCCAAGUCUUCCUCUCCUUCAAGCCGCAAGAGAGUCCCGCGAGGGGAGCCUGUUCCAGAACCCACCUCUGAACCUCCGCAGCAAAAAGCUGUUUCCCCUCCGGCGAAGCCCGCACCUGACGAUAACAAUAAGAGAAACAAUAAUGGUAACGGUAACGGUGAGUGUAACAAAGAUGGUAAUAGUAACGGUGAUUGUAAUGGUGACAAUAAUGGUAACGAUAACAAUGAUAAUAAUGGUGACCGUGAUGGUAAUGGUAACGAUUACAAUGACGGUGACGGUAACUGUGACGAUGAUGGUAAUAGUAUCGAUAAUGGUGAAGAUAACGAUGACUGUAAUGGUGACGAUAACGAAGACAUCACGGUCAUGAUAAUGAUCACAGUAACGGUGAUGGUAAUGGUUACGAUAAUAGUAACUGUAACGGUGACGGUAAAAAGAAUGGUAAUAGUGAUGGUAACAAUAACGGUAACGGUAACGGUGACGGUAAUGAUGACAGUAAAUGUAACGAUAAUGGAAACGAUAACGGUGAUAGUAAUAGUGAUGGUAAAGGUAAUGGUAAUAGUGAUGAUAACAGUUACGGUUACGGUUACGGCUACUGUAACGGUUACAUUGACGGUAACAGUAAUGGUGAGUGUGACAGUAACGGUAAUGGUAGGUGACUGUGACGGUAGCGGUUAUGGUGAUGGUAACGGUAACGGUGACGAUAAUGGUAACUGUCGGGGUAACAGUCACUUUAACGGUUAUGGUUACGGUAAUGAUGAUAGUAACAGUUGUGGUAACAGCUACAAGGACGGGGAUGAUAACUGUCAUGUGACAGUAACGAUAUCAGUAACGAUAACUAUUAUCGAUGACGGUAACGGUAACGGUGACGGUAAUGGUAACAAUAACGGGGACGUUGAUAGUAAUAGUGAUGGUAACGGUGAUAGUAACGGUAAUGGUGACUAUGAUGAUAAUGGUGACGGCGACAGUGAUAGUUAUAGUAACAGCAACGGUAAUGGUAAUAAUACCGAUGAUGGUGAUGAUGACGAUGACUGUAAUGGUAACAGUGACGAUGACGGAUAUGGUGAUGGUAACGAUAAUGGGGGCAGUCAUGGUAAUGGUAAUGGUGAUGAUAACGUUCACGAUUACAAUAACGGUAACGGUAACGGUGAUGGUAAUGGCAACGGUCACGGUGAUGAUAACGGUGACGAUGACGGUGACGGUGACAGUAACUGUAACAACAACGGUGAACAUGACAAUAAUGGCAAUUACGGUGAUGGUCACGGUAACGGUAACAAUAAUGGUGACAGUGACUGUAACGGUAAUGAUGAUUGUGACAGUAAUGGUCACGAUCACGGUAAUGGUGACAGUAACGAUGACGGUAACGGUGACGGUAAUUAUAACAAUGACAGGGAUAGUAACGGUUAUGGUAACAAUUACGGUGAUGGUGAUGAUAACAGUAUCAAAGAUGGUAACAGUAAUGGUAAUGGUAACAAUAACAAUAACGGUGUGGGUAAUGAUAAUGGUGACUGUAACGGUGACGAUAACGCUAACGAUAAUGGUGACGUUGAUGGUGAUAGUAACGGUAAUGGUAACAGUGACAAUCAUAGUGACGGUAACUGUAAUAGGGACGGUCAUGAUAACGGUAAUGGUGAUGAUGAUAACGUGUGA